CUUCCGGUAGCGCAGGUUGGACAUAAAGUGACAUACUUCACCUCGUUAAAAUUGGAAGAAAAACCAAAGGACGACGCGUUACAAGUUUGUAAACAGUAAGGAACCAACACGAGACAAGCAGGUUGUGAACAGUUUGUGGAUAACCUGAGAUUGUGAUGAUUUUCAGACAUGGACGACAUAAACCUUCAUUAUCGCUUUCUGAAUUGGAGGAGACGAAUUCGAGAAAUUCGUGAGGUGCGUGCGGUGCGAUACCGGGAGCGGCUCAAAAGGAUGCUGAGAGACGGAGACAUACUCAGGUAUCAUGGGAAUUCAGAUGAAGUUGGUUGUUUUGUGGCUGCCAGGCCAUUGUCGAGAAGAAAUCGCUAUUAUGAAGUGACCCUCAUCGAUACAGGAGUGAGGGGGAUGAUUGCUGUCGGUUUGGUGCCUCAGUCCUACAAGCUGGACCAUCAGCCGGGCUGGCUGCCGAACUCUGUGGCUUUUCAUGCCGAUGAUGGCAAGCUGUAUAAUGGCAACACUGUAGGGCAGCAGUUUGGUCCAAAAUGCUGCAGAGGUGACAGAAUUGGCUGUGGAAUAUCCCUGGACUCUGAUGAUGGGCAGUUAACUGUGUUUUUUACCAAGAAUGGCAAGGAAGUUGGCAGCGUGGAAAUCCCAGCAUCUCCUGAUGCUCUCUAUCCUGCCGUGGGAAUGCACUCUCUUGGGGAAGAAGUGCUGCUGGACCUGAACGCUGAGUGGGGGACGGAGGACGACGAUGGACAGAUGAUAGUGGAUAGUCACGAAGAGGACUGGAGCCGCCUUCAUGACGUUAGGGUGACUGGCACACUGCUGGAGUAUGUGGGUAAAGGGAAGAGCAUCGUGGACGUGGGCUUGGCUCAGGCCCGUCGGCCUCUCAACACACGCUUCCACUACUUUGAACUGGAGAUCACAGAUGCUGGAGAGAAGUGUUACAUUGCCCUGGGACUGGCACGCAGGGACUAUCCCAAAAACAGACAUCCAGGUUGGAGCAGAGGGUCCAUAGCCUAUCAUGCAGAUGAUGGAAAGUUGUUCCAUGGCAGUGGGGUCGGAGACCCAUUUGGACCACGCUGCUUUGAAGGGGACAUUAUGGGCUGCGGGAUCAUGUUUCCACGUGACUACAGUCUGGAUAGUGGAGAUGACGCAGAUGACUGGGACCUUGAGGUGUUUCCCAAGCCCAGCGAGGUUCAGAAUGACUUGUAUGCAAACAAUGAAGAUGAGGGGGACGAGGGAGAGUAUUUAGAGGGGAGGAAGGUCACGGUGUUCUUCACCAGAAAUGGAAAGGUGGUGGGUCGGCGGGAAGUGGCCUUACCUGUGGGAGGCUUAUACCCCACGAUUGGCAUGAUGAGCACUGGUGAGAAGGUCAGAGUGGACCUGCACCCCCUCAGUGGCUGAGCAGAGUGGAGAAAAUGAAAACUGAAGAGUGGAGUGGAGCAAGGAAGAAUGAUUGAGCUCUGGUACAUUUUGGAGAUCAGAUUUUAAAUAAUACCUCCACACCGACGGGCUCCAAGGUGUGACUUGAAAAGUCACUCCAGUGUAGGGGAGGGGGGACAAGGCUGUGGCGCCUUCAUGCUGUAAGAAUGAUCAGAAUAAUGUAUGUUACUUUUACAUGUGUGCCUCAGAGAAGUGUGCUUUAUAAAGAAAUGGUUUUCCAAAAAAAAAAAAAGUUAAACCAGGGCUUCAUGAGGGUUAAACACUAUUUAUUACAAUUUCAUCAGAGAGUAAAGUUAAUAUAAUAACAUAUAAUGCCCCCAGAAAGGGUCUUCCUGGAAUAAUAAUCGUAAAGAUCCAAUCAGAGCAGACUCCAGCUUACAAGCGGACCCUCUUAUCAGCAGUCAUACGCAUCGGCAGAUAUGUAGCGCCACUCUCACAGCCUGCAGCCACACUGUGAUCACUAUCUGAGCUCCGCUGUACUUCUUUCAGUCGGCGGUGUGUUACUGACACUCAGUGGUGAGAGUCAAAAAUAAUGCUCAGAAAGUCUUCCAAAAAACGUGCACUGAAUGAGCAGGAAAAGCUAGCUGCUUUAGCAUUAGCAUUGGUCCUGUACAAGUGCGGGUGCUUUUUCUGAGUCAUUACAGCAUGUUGGCAACUGUACAAGCCACACGCAUUAGGCAUUAUGGGAUAAUUAAAUGCAAUAACAAUUUGUUGAAAUUAAAUCCAAACCGUCAUUAUGACCUUUAAUUGUGAUAUUUAAAAGCUCAAUUCCAUCCAGGUUGGUUUUUCUGUGUACCUGUUGUGGUUUUUUUUUUCUGUCAUUAAAUGUAGCCAUAAUCACUUCAAAAUCUUCAAAACCAAAAAAUAUCAGAAGAAGAACCCAAAAGAAAUGUAGACCAGACUGAGGUGAUUGUAUGGGUCUAGUGAUACAUCAAAAUUCAUACUGUUUUGAGCGGGUUUUUCCAGUAUUACGUAUUUGCUGAGUGUAACUACACACAUGUUCCUGGAGCUUGCCUUACACAUUGACACACAAACAAAGAAGAUUGCUGAUCCUUAAUGAUACUUAAUGCCAAACUCGGUGAAGCCUUUGGAUAGACUGAACUUCACAGAAAAAAGACCUUUGAAGUUAAGGGUGGAUUCUGUGGAUUAUGAGGUAUUUUUGGCCUCAAAAAGGGAAAACCGUGAAGGGGAAAUUCUCUGUGGUGUUAAACCCUGUCAGGACAAGAAUAAUUAAGGACAUAGUGUAACAGUAAAUUUCUUAUUAGUCUUACAUUUGAUUAUUUUAUUAGAGACCUGAAUGUUAAAAAUGAAGCCAUACUGUAACUAAUAUUUGCUGCUCUCAGGUAUAUUUGAAAAUCAAAAUGAGAUACCUUGUCUUUUUUAUUGUUAUUUUUGAGGUUUUGCUGUAUGUUGGACCAUUGACACAAUCUUUUAAUGCAUUUUUUUUCUUUUGUUUAGUUUCAAACUUAGUUGUUGCUUUACUAUGAAUCCAUCUUUUUUUGCAUUGAAGACUAUCAUAGUGGAAGAGUUUUGGCAGUUUUUUCCCCUAAUUCAUUUCAACUUACAUUAACAAAUUUUCUUUUUGUGAUGCCAGAUUUUACACACAACUCCUACCUUUUGCCAAAACUGUAGAGAUAAAAGUGCUGCUUCCUGGUAUCAAUUCAUACUACACUUGUAAACCGAGUUCUCUGCAGACUUGUGUGCUACAGGUUAUUCAUAAACAUAAAAAAUAGGCUCAUUAUGGCUGGUGACAACUGCAAUUUUUGAAGGGCUCAAACUUUGGUCUUCAUAUUGAAAAUGACUUUUUUUCAUACAUAAAUAGAAGUACUUGAUUGAUGCUGAUGUAAGUAGGCUUUACAACCAGACUGCUUUUCAACAUUGGACCUAAUGACCUAAUGAGCAAAGCACCUGCGUGAAAAGGUCCAGUCUGGAACCUUUAUUAAAUGAUAUGCCUGGUUGUAAGGUCCAGGUGAAGACUCUGCAGCUCAUGGAAAAGACUGGGAAAAAAAAUGCGUAUUGGACUCCAUAAUGUGUUGGGAUGUUCAUCUGAAUUGCAUCCAGGAAAUGUCUCCCUGGUUGUGGAGAUGCUUUAAAAACUCUGAUGUUCGUGUGAUGCUCAACUGCUGCUAACUGUGUCCUGAGGAAACUCUGCCCAUCAUUACAUCAGCCUGUACUGGAGAUACGGUCUGCUCAUGUUUUUCAUUAUCAUUGUCUAGUUUUGUUGAUUCAUUCUCUUUUUGCAUGGGAGCUAAUAAUGUAUUCUGUUGCCUGUUGGCCACCUUCCACUUGCAUUUACUAUUUAGUCCAACUUUAUCUUUUUUUGUAAUUAAUCACAAUGUUAAACACAAUCACUGCAUCUAUCAGUCCAGCCCUUGUGGACACCCUUUUCAUGCAUGUUUUCCUUUUACCUUGACUUUUCUCUUGUUCCCACUCGUCUCUUUUCACUUGAAGCAAUCAGAAAAAAACUAUGUAAAAGCAAAUUUCAAAAAUAUUACAGUCACUACACCAGUAA
Messenger RNA from Scatophagus argus, 3955 nucleotides. Its product is annotated as SPRY domain-containing protein 3-like. Lineage: Eukaryota; Metazoa; Chordata; Actinopteri; Scatophagidae. Bases 169 to 1404 code for a protein of 411 amino acids. Gene Ontology annotation, molecular function: protein binding. The transcript has 11 exons. The record is from RefSeq and is a predicted model, not a curated record.